UUCAGAUCUCGACUAAAUGUAACGCAGUCAUUACUCCGAUUGCUCUUUUCAAUGAGUAUGUUCUAAGAUAUAAAACGAGUUGAUCGUCUACAUGAAUCGACGCUUCCGCGACAUAAAUAUGUAAAUACAGUAUGGCCGAGAGAAGCGGAAUCUUUCUUACUUUUGCGGAUGGCAUUUUGCCAUAUGACUGAGAGGGUCGUAAAAUUUCACUAUUCAAUGUAAUCUUGUGGAUUUACGUACCGUUGAAUGAAAUGACGUGAGCGAUUCCAUGAAAACUUUAUAACGUAUUUCAACCGGUCGCACGGGUAUGUUGCUCGGUUGUCACUGGUGAGAAAGAGAAGGAGAGAGAGAGAAAGAGAUGUUAUGUUUAUAUCCCGACGAGAGCAGGACGUAGCAAGAGACGUUCGUGAGCGCUGAAUCUACGAGAGGAUGGAAUGCAACGAACGAAAACGCUAAUAUACAAUUUAACGCUAUGCCGCGGCAAGCUUACACUGUGUGUCCUGAUAUUUCGCUGGACGAUGUUAAGGCAGUAAGCACUGUCAUGGACACAGAUGUGGAACUUGGCAAAAGUGAAGGGUGCGAAACUAUUCCGGGUUGCUCCGGUUACUCUAGCAUGGUGCACAGUAAGAAAGUUAUUAAACAUGCAUUACGACAGCAGGCCAAACGGCGUAGAAAGAAUACAACAAUAGCGGCAGGCAAUUCCCGUACAUUACCUAGGAUUGUUGUCAAGCCGUUACCUCCACCUCCACCAAAUGAUCCACCAUCUCCAGUUAAUAAUGUACAACACAUCAACACAGCAGUGGAAGAACCUGCUGCCACAAUGAGAGAGGUUUUGGCUAGUUUACCUGGAUUUAGUUUAAAAUCAGGUCGCAGACGAUCUACAAAGAGAUUGUCAGCAACUGCGCAACUAGAAGCUGGUCUGGUGGAUUUGGAAUCUCCAGCGAGCAUAUUAGCAAGUACGAGUUUACGAGCUCUAUUAAAUAGGCAUACUUUUCAAGGCUUACCUCCAUUGUAUCAGCGAAAACUCGCACAACUUCUACCUGCUGUAGAUAGACAGGAUGCUGCUAUCUCCGGAUUGAAUAAUGAAUUCUUUGCGAGAGCUUGUCUAGAAUGGCGAAAGCGUUUAGCAGAGGGAGAAUUCACUCCAGAGAACCAACAACGUCUGAAAAUGGAAGCAGAGCGCGAUAAGAAUAAGCUAGAUCCAUGGAAAGUAAAACACUUCGAACCAAUAUGGGGAGAAAAACGAGAGCCUAAACUCAAAUCGAGUCUUCAUUAUAUUAACGAGUCACGUUCUAGUGGUGCGGUAACACGUUCAAGUUUAAGACUUCGUUUGGAGGCCAACAUUGAUAUCCCUGUGUCGGAACACACGGUCUGUCCCAUCGUAAUGGCAGAAGAUAAGAGUGACACCAAUUGCAAGACUGAGAUCAGUAUAAAAAAUUCCGACGAUAUAACUAACUCUGAAGAAGUGCAGCAAAAUUUGAUACCUUUGGAUUAUAAUACAUUGCCGGAGAAUUUAACCGACGAGAAACACCUGGAAGAUGCUGCGCACAUAAAUUCUGUAGAAGCAACAGAAGAUAUUCAAAUGCACGAGAGUAGAAAUACGGAAGAUGUUCAAAUUCAUGAGAGUAGAAAUGCAGAAGAUAUCCAAAUGCAUAAGAGUAAAACAGAAGAGAUUGACAAAAUUAUGGACGUUUGUAAUAAACAAGAUAUAAUUGAAGCUAAUGAUAUCACGAGACAAACUUGUCAACAGGAAGAUAUCUCGAAUGUCUAUGAAGAAGAAACAGAAUUUACUCCCAGCGAGAAAAACGUACAACCUAUAGAAAGCAAUAUAAUUGAAGCGUCAGAAGAAGACACUGUGCUGUUACCUGAUGAUAAUUCAUCGCCUAGAUCCAGUGAACAGAUGGAACGUGCAUCUCACACAUCUGGGGAAUCGAUUUCGCAGAUAUCCAACGAGUACAUGUCGCAGGCAUCCAUAGAUCAAAUUCCGCAAAUCGCAAAAGAGCAACUUUCUCAAAUAUCUAACGAUCAAAUUUAUCAAAUGUCGGAUUGUGAAACCACGAGUAUCCUAAAGACUUCAUCGCCACAGGAUCAAGUUAGGCCAGGAGAUAUUGUAAUGGAAGACACCAAUUUAAUUAACAGCAAUCAGACUGAAGCAAGUCAGGCUUCGCAUGAGAAUCCAGCGGAUAACGAAUCUCAGAUUCCAGAAGGAAUGGAGAUUGAUAGCGAAACCUUGCAACGUAUCCAUGAACUCGAGGUACGAGGAGAAAUGCGGGAAAUGUACGAAGAAAUUUCGGGAUGUCCGGAAGAAAUAAUAUAUCCGAUUUUGGAAGGAAUGGAGAUGGCUUCAACUAAUACGGAAGUAACCGAACCACAAGUGGUAUCUGGACAGACUGAAGAUACCAGAGCAACGGACGUAAAUGCCGGUAAUGAGGAUGAAGCUCUUCGAGAAGCAAAUAAUUAUGUCUGUUCCGAAAUGUUAGAGUGCAGUUGGACAGUGGAUCCGACUGUUAAUGGUAUCAGCAAUAAUAACAACAACAACAAUAGGACGCAAGAGGAACUACAAGUUCCUUGGCCUUUGGUAGCAGCUGCACUCGACGGAUCUGUAGCGGCUAAUAUCACAGUGACAACGCAGGAUGAGUGCAGCGAAACGUCUACAACUACCGACUCUACGAAUCCUUCGCAACAAUUUAUUAGCACCGACACUAAUGUGGAACCUGUCAACUGCAUUCAAUUGCCAGUUGUUCAGAGUGCUGCGUUUCAACCGGACGGCUUGGCCAUCAAUACGCCCGGGACCAGUUGCGUGAUGAAGAGCUUGCAAAGCUCGCAAGACCCGCCAAUUAUCGCAUUCCCGCAGUUGCAGUCCAUCAGAUUCGUGCAAACCAGCUUUAACCCGCAGGAGCAGGAGACCACGUCCACGUUGAAUAACUCGUCCGCAAUCUCGGCCGCCCAAAUGCAGCCACAACCGAGCACUACUGCUCAAGUUAAUAUGAUUCGGACACAGGAUACUAUCGCUCAAGUGAAUACACAAAAUAAUAAUAAUAACGCUCGUAGUAACGUUCAGAAUAUCAUCGCGACGCAAGGCCAAGUACAAAAUGCUCUCCCAACUACAUUGGGAGUGCAGUCUCAGAAUCGGGCGCAGAAUGCGAUUGUUAUUCAGCACCAGGCUACUACCUCCGCUCAACCCCGACAAAUCGCAGCUGCUGUACAUCAACAACAACAACAACCACCACCACAACAGCAGCAGCAAUAUGCUGGAUCAUCCGUGACCGUCUCAUCACGAUCCUCACGUGUGUCUAAUCAAGGCAGCCAGAGAGGUUCUAGAAACAGUAAUAAGGAGCAAGGAGGUAGAUCAAGAAGCUCUACGAAAGAACCGCCGGGUGCUGUCAAUUUAGAGCGCAGUUAUCAAAUAUGUCAAGCGGUCAUACAAAGUUCGCCGAAUAGAGAUCAAUUGAAAGCUCAUUUAAAACCACCACCUAGCUUACUUGCUAGAGCAGAUGGUGCUUUCACGACAAACAAGUCUGGCGGACGGACGGUAACGACGGUGAAACCUCAAAAAACGCAGCAAGCGAUCCAGCAUAACAAACAAGUCCAAAAUAAAUCACAGACUGUUAUGCUGAGACAUGUUUUUGCCACAGCGCGUCAAGCUACAUCAACGGAGGUUGCAGAAAACGCUCCUAUAGCACAACUCGGAUCUACCACUAGUAACGGUCUUGGGCAAUACAUACUUGUACAAAGAACGGGAGUUGGGGAUAGUGCUCCAAGAGCGUCGUCUGCCCCUCCGUUACCUCCACAAAUCGCAGGGAUGGGUGUCGGAGUGCAUUUGGUGCGUGGACGACCGGCAAGCGCUGGAGAAGGUUCUCAUCAAGCUGUCACGUUGAAAGCAAGAGGCGUGGAUGGCAGAGUGACGGGUGGCGCGGAACCCGGUGCACCUGGUAUGAUAAUCGGAGGUGAUCCACCACCCCCUUGCGAAUGUAAUAUGCGAGGAGCUAUGGUAAUUUGUCGGCAGUGUGGUGCCUUCUGCCACGAUGACUGCAUCGGGCCUAAUCGUGUCUGUACUACCUGCCUCAUACCUUAAUCAUUCUUCACCGACUGUUCGUGUAUAAAUUUAAACCCGUUACGAGAUUAGAGUGCUGAGAGAAUUCGGUUAUAAAUUAACAAUGAAAUUCAGCGAUAAAUUAACGCGAAAAACAACUGAAUUCGCUGAACGAAUACAAAUUUCUUGUAUAACAAAAUUGUACUAUAUUAAUACGACUGUCUUUUUAAUCCAGUCAGAGAGAUAAGACGAAUGUUUCUGAUGCACUAAGAUUGAUUGAGAUUAAACAGGAAUUAAUAAAAAAAUAAAAUUUUACACAUUAGUUCUUAUCUGUAAUGCACUUAUGUUCCUUCUGCUAUGUUUUAAGAUAGUUGCACCAGAGCCCAAGCUUUAUUACAUUAAAAUAAUUUUAUAUUAAAUAUAUGUCGCUUAUAUAGAUUUUACUUCAUAAAAAAGAGAAUGAUACAAAAAUUUAUAAUAUAUUUUGUAAAAAGGAAUAUAUGUUCUUUAGUGUUAUGCAGUACUUGGAAAUUUCUCAAUUUGAUCAAAUAAAGACUUUUUUGGUUUAGCAUCUUUGGCAAUUUUGUUUUGUAAGAAUUAUCUAUUUGACUGGAGUACACACCCGUAAAAUUAAUUGAUCAAAAUAUUAUAAAUGUUUACUGUCCAGCACUCUCUCUCUUUCUCUUUUUCUUUUUACUUCUCUCUAUCCUCUCUCUUACAUUAACGAAAACUCCUAUUUUAAAGUUAAGGGUGAUAAAGGAUACAGUUGAAAGUAUCAAGAAAUAUUCGAUUAUUCUAUUAUAAAUUUAAUAAAAAAUAUACAUAUUCUUAUUAUUAUAUUCUUGCCUAUCAUACAGAUUUUAUUACAGACUGGCAUACAUGUAUAAUAUGUUGCUAACAGAUAUUUCUGACUUCAGAUAUUUUAUCGACUUUAUACAAUGUAUACAAAAUUAUGUUAACAAAAUUAGCUUGUAUAAUAAAAGUACAGUGAUAUCUGCCUAGUUAUUUGACCGAGAGACAACUUAAUUUUUGCUAGAGAAGUUUAUUUACUGAAUAAUUAUUCUAAAUUUUAAUUUUUUUUAUAUAAUAUUUUUAUAUUUUGUUUCCGAAUUUAUUGCUACAUUAACAAGACAUCUGUGAAUUCUAUUUAAAUAAAAAGCAAAAAAAUAUAUUCGAUAUGGAGAACUAUGAAAAUAUAUAAUGUUUAUUUGCUUUGUGAAAUAAUCAAACUCUAGUCUAUACUAUGUAACAUAUAGUAUUAUGUAUGCACGUGUAUGUGUACAUAUACUUUAUAAUAUAGAAAUAGCACAAAAGAAUAAGUAUACUUGUACUAUUUCUAUAUUUAUUUAUUAUGUAUUUAUUACAUCGAUAGUAAAAUCUUUUAUAUUUUUUGUAAUUUUUGUAUUUUCUUUAUUAUAUAUUUCCCAUUUCAUUAUCACUCUCAUGCUCACAAAGUGCUUCUCUAAAUCAUUUUACGAUUAUUUCACACGCAAUCACAGCAUUUACUAAUAAGAUGAUAUGCACGGUGUUUUAUUAAUAUGAUAUUUAAUUACAUUAUAAUUUUUGCUACUAAUUCCACUAUUUCAACUGUAUUCUUGGAACCCUUGCUCAAAGUUUAAAACAUAAAUCUCCCAUACACCAAUCCUAAUACAGUCUUCCACUAAACAUCACACUCUGUAAUAUGUAUAUGUUUGUUAUUUAUUUAUUAUCAUGAAUUUAUUUUUAUUAUAGCUGUGUAGAGAAGAUAUUCCUGUACAUGUUGAUCUCGAAGCUAAGCGAUAAAUCCUUUGUACAUGCUCUCUUUUAAAUCAUUCCUUUGAAAUAGGACGAUCUACUAAACUCUAUUUGAAUCUUAAUAUAAUUCACGCUAUCUUUUGCAUAUUAGUAUAUGUUAUAUGUCAAACUAGUAUCGUCGGACAUUAUGUACAGGAAUGUAAUUUAACAUGAAAAUGAAUAAUUAAGAUUAACAGUUUAUUGCAGAUAAUAAUAAAAAGAAAAAAAAGAACAAAAAUAACUGAAUAUUCAUAGCUAUAAAACUAGGGGUAUACAUAUGUAGUUCUAUAUUAUUCGAUUUUAUCUCCCACUUUGUUACAAUUAACUCUAACGUUGUUAGUAUACCGAGGAAUGAUUUAUCGAGAAAUCGCGUACGGUUUGAUCAUCACCAUAACUUUAUCCAUAUGUUUUAGUUCCAGUUAGUGUUAACAAUCAGUUUACAGUGUCUUUGCAAAUAUCCCAUGCAAAUAAUGUAAAGGAUCUGCAAAGAAAAAAAAUCUUGCAAAGUAUUGAUUUUCAUGAUCUUAAGAUGGUGUUACUGAUUGGAGCAUAACAUAUACAUGUCGUAUUAAAUGCUAUAACCGUACACCUACAAUAUAUUGUAUCAACUUUGAAACAAUGUUCAAAUGUUUAUACACUUGCAUUACUCAAAAAAUGUCAAGACAGAGAUUUCAACACUCAUCACCUUAUGUUAACCAGAUAAGCAUUGACAGCAUUAUUUUUAGCAUUAAUAUCUGAUUUAUAUAUUAACUUCAUAUUAUUUAUUUACAAAAUGUUUCACAUUGGACAAAAAACCUGUUUGAAUCUUUAAUAAUUGAAUCUCAAAUAUCAGAUAUUAAUUUCAUGAGAAUGACAGAAGCUACCCCAAAAAUAUUAAAAUAUCGCAAAUAGUUAUAAAACUAUUUGAGGAUGAAAAUGGAAGAGGGAUUACUUCAAAAUCAAUUUCAAAAAUGCAUACAGAUAAAAUCUUAUCUCAUAGUUAUUUGAAUUUUAACUGGAUUUACUUGAAAUAUUAAAUACCAAAAUUCAAAAUUAUUGAUUGAUAAAUUUUUUAUUAUUCUCAGUAAAUCCUCUAUAUAUUUCGAGUAAAAUAUCUUAUGUUACAGGAAAAUAAUAAUUACCACGACGAAACAGUGAACAAUGUGGUAAAUAAGAUCGAUUAUGGUGUGCAGUUGUAGCGUUAGAAUACUUAAUUUUAUGUACAUUAGUUCAUUUUCUCUUUCAUCUCUGUGUGUACACAUUCAUACUUAAAUCCUCUCCCUAUCCAGUUGUUAUGAUCGUAUAAGGAUUUUAAGCAGUUGAAGGUUUUGAGGCAAUAAUAUGCUAAGUCACACGACGUGUAAAGACACGCCACAUCUUAGGCUUAUAUUUAUUUAUUGGUUCUGUUAUGCCGCGAUUUGAUUACUUACACUUUUCGGUACAUGAAACAAUAAAUUCGAAGAUCUUUUUUCUGUCGCUCGUCCGCGAUAAUUUAUCCCGUGUGGCUUGAUACGUUAUCGCCCUGGUCCGUCAACUUACGUUUAACGAAAUUAAGAAAUGUGCGUUGCAUAUUAUGUGUUAUACUUUUCUUGAUAUUUUUAACUGCGUUACUUACUGGUACCGAUUAUCUAUUAUGGCGCGCAUCGCAAUUAUGACAUUUAUUUUUUAUUCAGUAAUAAUAGUAAUUAGUAUUACUGCAAUUCGAUAGAAGUUACUCUGUAUCCGUCGCUCAAAUGUAAAUAAAGUAAUAUACGUUUAAUAUGGGAA
Molecule: messenger RNA, 7552 nt
Organism: Odontomachus brunneus
Lineage: Eukaryota; Metazoa; Arthropoda; Insecta; Hymenoptera; Formicidae
Gene: Asx
Product: polycomb protein Asx
Exons: 7
Coding region: 473-4075 (1200 amino acids)
Biological process (GO): positive regulation of transcription by RNA polymerase II; animal organ morphogenesis
Cellular component (GO): PR-DUB complex
Molecular function (GO): DNA binding; chromatin binding
Source: RefSeq, a predicted model, not a curated record